GCUCCGCGAGCCCGUAUCUCCUCGAAUGAAAGGAAACAACCUCCGGCGACAGAGCUCCGCUCUUAGGCGCUGCCGGAGAACCGAGACCGACUUCUUUCUCUUUCCCCUUAUUGGCGCUUCUCUCUUGCCUUCCGCCUCUGGGCCCCGCUGGUUUCGGGUCUUCAGUGUCUAGGAAGGCAGAUUCUCAAAAUUAGGCAUUUCUUAAGGCUUAAAGUGGCAUUCUAAAAGCAAUUUAAAAAUCAUGUCAAGCUCAGUUGAACAGAAAAAAGGGCCUACAAGACAGCGCAAAUGUGGCUUUUGUAAGUCAAAUAGAGACAAGGAAUGUGGACAGUUACUAAUAUCUGAAAACCAGAAGGUGGCAGCACACCAUAAGUGCAUGCUUUUUUCGUCUGCUUUGGUAUCAUCACACUCUGAUAAUGAAAGUCUUGGUGGAUUUUCUAUUGAAGAUGUCCAAAAGGAAAUUAAAAGAGGCACAAAGCUGAUGUGUUCUUUGUGCCAUUGUCCUGGAGCAACAAUUGGUUGUGAUGUGAAAACUUGUCACAGGACGUACCAUUACCACUGUGCAUUGCAUGAUAAAGCUCAAAUACGAGAGAAGCCUUCACAAGGAAUUUACAUGGUUUAUUGCCGGAAACACAAGAAAACUGCACAUAAUUCUGAAGCUGAUUUAGAGGAAAGUUUCAAUGAGCAUGAACUGGAGCCCUCGUCACCUAAAAAUAAAAAGAAAAGUCGCAAAGGAAGGCCCAGAAAAACUAAUUUUAAAGGACUGUCUGAAGAUACCAGGUCCACAUCCUCCCAUGGAACAGAUGAAAUGGAAAGUAGUUCCUAUAGAGAUAGGUCUCCACACAGAAGCAGCCCUAGUGACACCAGGCCUAAAUGUGGAUUUUGUCAUGUUGGGGAGGAAGAAAAUGAGGCAAGAGGAAAACUGCAUAUAUUUAAUGCCAAAAAGGCAGCUGCGCAUUACAAGUGCAUGUUAUUUUCUUCUGGCACAGUCCAGCUCACAACAACAUCAAGAGCAGAAUUUGGAGAUUUUGAUAUUAAAACCGUACUUCAGGAGAUUAAGCGAGGAAAAAGAAUGAAGUGUACCCUUUGCAGUCAGCCUGGUGCUACUAUUGGAUGUGAAAUAAAAGCCUGUGUUAAGACUUACCAUUACCACUGUGGGGUACAAGACAAAGCUAAGUACAUUGAAAAUAUGUCACGAGGAAUUUACAAACUUUAUUGUAAAAAUCAUAGUGGAAAUGAUGAAAGAGAUGAAGAAGAUGAGGAACGAGAGAGUAAAAGCCGGGGAAAAAUAGAAAUUGAUCAGCAACAGCUAACUCAGCAGCAACUUAAUGGAAACUAGGUUCAUGGGACAGAGUUAGAAAACUGAGAAUGAAUAAGACAUCCAUAACUGCUAUUCUUUUUUCACUGUUUUCUAAAAUCAAAAAGGGUUUGUAACUGUUUACUGCCCAACUAUUAGAUCUUUCAUUGAACUGCUUAAAACGUCUUGUUUGUUUUAUGAGCCUUCACUAGAAGGCUGCGUUUGAUAUGUUGAUAUUACGUAGCUGUAGUUUGCAGUUUCUCAGAAGCAAUUGAAACACUAGUUAACCCUGUGUAUAGUGUCAACAGUUCAAACAGACAUUGAAAUGAAGUAAGCUAUAUUUCUGGACCGAACAAAGUUCUGCUGUCUAGAGUGUUUGUUUAGUGGAUUGAUACUCAAGGGAAAGCAUAAGCAAAUUUUACUUUACAAUGCAAACAUGCCGCUGGUGGCAACACAUGGUAAAUUUGUGGAUUUUUGUUUUCGCACUCAAGUAAUGGAGGCUAGAAAUGAAAUGAACCUUCUUUUUAUCUUGGCUAUUUUAGCACAUGCUAAAAAUCUCUUCUAAGAAGUAUGCUAAAGCUUUUUGUUUGAUUCCUGUUAAGGUUGUUCUCACUGACCAGCGCAGACACGGGCAACUGGUGAUUAUAAGCUAUGAGCUUCAGUGCUUAUGCCAAAAUUCUCAUGACAGUACACCUUUUCUCUUAUCAUUUCAUACAAAGGGCUUCUGGCAUAAUGAACCCUUUCAAGUUUAAACUAAUGUAUUUGACAAGAGCAAAUUAAACCUCUUUAAUAUUUAAGGGGUUAACAUUUGCUAAGGAUUUUAGAUACCAUGUCCCUAACCUGUUCCUCUCAAGUGCCCUGUUGUAUGGAACACUUCACAUACUGGCCCAAAGUAUGUAAGGAGAUCUCGUGUGCUGUAGGAGUAAAAAAAACAAACAAAAAAAAAAAACAAAAAAAAACCCCAAAAAACAAAAAAAAAAAAACAAAAACAAACAAAACGAAAAAAAAGACAGUCUUUGCAUAAAACAGUAUUUAUUUUUAAUUUGUGACCACUAUUUUAGAAAGUUUAUUUAAUAUUUUUAACGUUUUCAGUCAUUGCUUUUAUUACCUAUAAAAUAGGCUUUUGUGCCCUGCUUUUCUUCUAGUGGGGCUCAGUGUUGUUUGAUCGAUCAGCAGAACUGUUUAUGAAAGCCUAAGAAUCCAGCUUUUUAAAAAGGAUUUUCACACUGGCAUUUAUAGCUAGUGAUAUUUUCUUCCACUUACCUGCUGAAGCACAUUUAUAUAUUUCUUUAUGGCAAAACCAAAAAACUUUAGUUGUGGUCUGCCUAAUAUUACCAUAGCACCUCAAACCAAGGGGAGGGGAUUCUGAUUUCUGAAUUAUUAGUUAACCUACCACAAUAAAGCAGAUUUGCAAAUAAGAAAUAACAUGUUAACUGUACAUUGUGAUACUCUGCAGCUGAUAAACAGCAUUUUUAAAAUGUAACAGGUGGAAAAUUACACUGUGCUUAUUAAUGACGGAUGUUUUUUAACUGCUUGUCCCUUAUGAUCACGUUUGUCAAGUGUGUAUUGACACAUUUACUUAAAUCAAGGGACUCAAUGCUUGCUUUAUUUUAACCAUCUUGUAUUUGAUAUUUUUAGAAGGAAACUAGCUUUAGUAGUGGGUUGCCCUGUGUGUUUUCUCCUCUUGCUCUUAAUAUGCCCUUGGGGUUUUUUGUGUGUAUGUGAUUAAUUUUCAAAAUUCAUCAUGACUUGAAGUGCAAGGACAGAUCUAGAUGUUUGUUUACCAAGCUAUGUGACUUUUCCCAAAGGAUCUGUACUUUAUUUCCUUAUAACAGCUUGAAAAUCAUUACUUCUUAAAUCUUUAAAUCACUGUGUCUAGAUCAUUUUUUACAUUGUGUGCCAUAGACUUACCCAUGGGACAACAGAGCUCCUUCAUUUUUGGACAACUACUGUAAUCAUUUUUUUUUUUUUAGGAAAAAUGGAAGGUGCUGGGGUAAUCAUGGCCAGUCAAUAAUUAUGUAAAGGACUUCAAAUACUAUAGCUGUCAGUGAUGGAUUUGUUAUGUAGUAAAAUGUAUGACUUUGUAUGGAUUUCUUCAGCCCUUUUUCUGCCACUACCAACCAGAAUAGCACUUUACCUUUUGGUUGGCUAGAUAAGUGGCUGACUACCUGUUUUUCUCUCACUGUGGUGUGAUUGGCUAAACAAUCUUUCAUUAAAAACUGAAAUGUACAUUGAAGUCACAUGAAAUAAUCAUGUUUGGUUGUAAACCUCCAACAUUUUGAUUCUCUAACCAUGUUUUCAUCACAUGCUGAGUAAAAGUGCCUUACAAUGUAAAAAUUGUACAGUACUUAAGUUCCCAAGUAGCAUCAUCAUCAUCUGGGUAGUAAUUACAUUGUGGUAUUAAUAUUUAGAAGAUGGACCUCAGCAGUGUAUUUACUGUACAUCUCUUAAGUCCUUAACUAUAGUUUUAAUAAGCAUGACAUUAUUUGAUAAGUAUAUAACAUUUACAUCAUUUCAAAAAAUACUGCCAUAACUGUCUUUUAUGCAUAUUUUAGCCUGAAAUUUUGAAAUAUCUUUUUUCUUUUUUUUUUCUUUUUUUUUGUUAUUGAUAUUAAACAGUGUAAUCUUUGCAAGCAUAUAUUGAAGAUUAUUCUGGAGCAUUUUAUUGCCUUACCAGAAAUGUUAGUAUGAAAUGUUCUUUAGAAUAGAAAGAUAGACUUGAGUUUCUAUACUUUAAUAAAAACUCUUUGUUCCUGGUGGGGGGAGGGGGAUGAAGUUUACUAUCAUCUCAGUCUAUUAAAAACCCACAACUGAAAUAAAUUUUAUUUUAAGGAUCAACAAUUUUAGAAUUUCAGAUAGUACUUGCUCAGAAGUACAUGCAACUCAAGAUAUUAAGAAAUCUGUAGAUUGACUAUUGAAUCAGAAUCUAUGUACUUGAACAAAUGUGUGAAUCUCAAAUAUCUUAAAGCAAAAGCAAAAGUGUUCUAGAGUGUUGUUGCUUUUUUAAAAAGCACUAAAGUUAGACCAAGGUAUACAGUUCUUUUCUAACAGACAUUUAGGUUAAUUGUAAAAAUAAGGAAUGCAUUAUGGGUCAAAAUCAAACAUUCCUCUCAUGUAUAUUUUGUUCCUGUUAUCUUGGCUUUAUUUUUGAAAUUGUAGUUUGUAGUAUUAGUUUCCUUUUAUUGGUAUUCUUGCAUAUACUAUUCAUUCAAUAAAUGAGUUAUGACUUUCA
This is a messenger RNA of Nycticebus coucang (slow loris), 4529 nucleotides long. RefSeq names its product PHD finger protein 6 (gene PHF6). The coding region runs from base 242 to 1339 and encodes 365 amino acids. Gene Ontology annotation, cellular component: nucleus. The transcript is spliced from 12 exons. The record is from RefSeq and is a predicted model, not a curated record. Lineage: Eukaryota; Metazoa; Chordata; Mammalia; Primates; Lorisidae.